GACGUUUCAAAGUUGCUUCUCCGGGUGUUUGAACAGGAAGGCGGACAUGUUGGUCACCAGUGGGAGAAAAUCAGGCAUCGUCUGUUUUUUGAAAAAUAACAGAUCUAAAGCAGCUUUAUCUAUGUAGAACCAACACGUUUUCCGUCUGUAUCGGUCGCUUUCGAUGCCAACGUGAGGUUUAGUGCGAAAGCAACGCAAUGAAAGGUUUUAACCAGACCGUGUUUUAAACUGAUCGACAAUUGGAAGGAUAUCUAGCUGGCUGAGUUCAUAAGUUUUUUUUUUCACCACUUCUACUUUGCAGCUGUCAGACUCGAUUGUCUUUUUUGUUGCAAGGGCCUGACACUGAUAUAUGGACAGAGGCCUCGAAGUAAUGUCUACUUUGCUAACUAUUGGAUUUUUAAAAACGGUUUAAGUUUUACUCUUUGGAUGUAUCGAUAUACUUUUAAGUCCUCCUCCGCGGCAUCUGCGGACGCCGACUGUAAUCUGUUGAUGCAUUUAGCUCUUGAAUUGCUGAAGUUGUCUGCCAAACCUGAACAAGGAAACUGAUUUUCUUAAAAUGUGGCUUUUGAAUAUCAAACGCCACUUCAAAUAUUUCAUCGUCUGUGAAAAACUGAGAAGAGACACGUUUCUUUGAUUGUACCUGUGGUUUCCAAUUUACUGUAACUGAGUUCACGCAAAGGAAUCGCUAGUCCUUUGGUGAGAUUUCUAAUUUUAAUUGUAACACCGGUGUGGAACUCUCCUUGACUGCAAGAAUGUCGGCUGGAGAAAGUUUGGAGGCUCGUUUUGAGAAAAUCGAUGCCAUGUUGAAGGACCCGAAGUCGGAAAUAAACACGGACUGCCUUUUGGAUGGCUUGGAUGCGUUGGUGUAUGACCUUGACUUUCCAGCCUUGAGGAAAAACAAAAGCAUCGACAAUUUUUUGAAUAGAUAUAAGGACACCAUCAGUAAGAUCCGAGACCUACGGAUGAAAGCGGAGGACUAUGAGGUGGUCAAAGUUAUUGGGAGGGGGGCGUUUGGAGAAGUGCAGUUGGUGAGACACAAAGCCACAAAGAAGGUGUAUGCCAUGAAGCUGCUAAGCAAGUUUGAAAUGAUCAAGAGGUCGGACUCCGCUUUCUUCUGGGAGGAGAGGGACAUUAUGGCCUUUGCGAAUAGCGCCUGGGUGGUACAGCUGUUUUAUGCCUUCCAAGAUGACCGCUACCUCUACAUGGUGAUGGAGUACAUGCCUGGCGGAGAUCUGGUGAACUUGAUGAGCAACUAUGACGUCCCUGAGAAGUGGGCCCGCUUUUACACCGCUGAGGUGGUGCUUGCUCUGGAUGGGAUCCAUGCCAUGGGUUUCAUACACCGGGACGUGAAGCCUGAUAACAUGUUGCUAGACAAAGCAGGCCACUUGAAGUUGGCAGACUUUGGGACCUGUAUGAAAAUGAACAAGGAUGGCAUGGUACGAUGUGACACAGCUGUGGGAACGCCAGACUAUAUUUCGCCAGAGGUACUAAAAUCCCAGGGAGGAGAUGGAUAUUACGGCCGCGAGUGUGACUGGUGGUCUGUGGGAGUCUUCCUCUAUGAGAUGCUUGUUGGUGACACACCAUUUUAUGCUGACUCGUUGGUUGGGACCUAUAGUAAGAUCAUGAACCACAAGAAUGCCCUGACCUUCCCCGAUGACAGUGACAUCUCCAAGGAUGCCAAGAACCUUAUCUGUGCCUUCCUGACUGACAGGGAGGUACGGCUGGGUCGCAAUGGGGUGGACGAGAUCAAGAGACACGCUUUCUUUAAAAAUGACCAGUGGACAUGGGAGAACAUCCGAGAGACGGCGGCCCCAGUGGUGCCUGAGCUGAGCAGCGACAUUGACACCAGUAACUUUGAUGACAUCGAGGAAGACCGGGGAGAUGAGGAGACCUUCCCCAUACCAAAGGCCUUUGUGGGCAACCAGCUGCCCUUUGUGGGCUUCACCUAUUACAGCAGUCAUCAGUUUCCCCGGAGCUCCAGCACCAAGUGUGUUGACAAACGCAGCAGCUCCACUAAGGAGGACAAGAGCCAUCUGGAGAACCUACAGAAGAGGAUCUACCAGUUAGAAGAACAGCUCCACAGUGAGAUGCAGCUAAAGGAUGAAAUGGAACAGAAGUGCAGGACCUCGAACUCGAAGCUUGACAAGAUCAUGAAAGAGCUGGACGAAGAGGCCAACGCGAGGAAGGGUGUAGAGGCCAGCAUGUCUCAGCUGGAGAAAGACAAGAUGAUGAUCCAGCACCGAGCCACCGAAUACCAAAGAAAGGCCGACCAGGAGGCAGAGAAAAGACGCAACAUGGAAAAUGAGGUGUCCACCCUGCGGGAGCAGCUUGAGAAUAUGAGGAAAAUCAGCCAAAACUCUCAGGCUUCUAAUGACAAGAUUCUCCAACUGCAGAAUCAGCUUGAGGAGGCCAAUGACCUGCUGCGGGUGGAGUCCGACACGGCGGCGCGUCUACGGAAGAGCCACACGGAGAUGGCCAAGUCCAUGAGUCAGCUGGAGGGGCUGAACCGAGAGCUGCAGGAAAAGAGCCGUUCAGCGGACGGGGGGAGGGCCCAGCUGGAGAAGGAGCUGCUGCAGCUGCAGAACACCUUGGACUCUGAGAGGAGGAACUACAGUCAGGGGUCAGAGGAGAUCCGCCAACUGCAAGCCCGGAUGACGGGUCUUCAAGAGGACAAUAAGAACUUGAAGCUCAGUCUGUCCAAAGUUGAGUCGGAACGGAAGCAAGCCCAGGAGAGGAGCAACAACUUGGAGAAGGAGAAAAACAACCUGGAGAUCGACCUGAACUACAAGCUAAAGAUCCUUCAGCAGCGUUUGGACCAGGAACAGACAGAACACAGGGUGACGCGGGCCCAGCUCACUGACAAAUAUGAGUCCAUUGAGGAGGCCAAGUCAGCUGCCAUGCAUGCGGUGCAGCUGAAGGUGUCGGAGGAAAGUGCAGCGCGAAUGCGAGCAGAAAGCAGGGUGGUGGAGGUGGAGAAGCAGUGCUCCAUGCUGGAGUUUGACCUGAAGCAGUCCGUGCAGAAGAUGGAGCAGCUAAUGAAGCAGAAGGAGAGGCUGGAGGAUGAGGUGAAGGCUCUGGGGAUGCAGCUCGAGCAGGAGUCCAGUAAAAGGCUGCUGGCGCAGAACGAGCUGAAGAGCCGCUGGCAGGAGGCGGACCGGCUGAAGGGUUCGGAGAAGCAGUUGAAGCAGGAGAUCAACACGGCUCUGGAGAGCAAACGCUCGCUCGAGUUCCAGCUGGCGCAGCUUACCAAGCAAUACAGGGGCAACGAGGGACAGAUGAGGGAACUUCAGGACCAACUUGAGGCCGAACAGUAUUUCUCAACGCUUUAUAAAACUCAGGUGAAGGAACUAAAAGAAGAGAUCGAGGAGAAGAACAGGCAGGUCCAGGAAGAGCACAAGAAGGUGCAGGAGCUGCACAGCGAAAGGGACUCGUUGUCGGCCCAGUUGGAUCUGACGGUAACCAAGGCCGAGUCUGAACAGCUGGCCAGGGCGCUCCAGGAGGAGCAAUACUUUGAGUUGAGCCAGGAGAACAAGAAGGCCUUGGCCAGGCACAAGCAGGAGCUGACAGAAAAGGAUUGCACCAUUUCACGGCUUGAGGAAUCCAAUAAAACCCUGACCAAAGAUGUGGAGAACCUCAGCAAGGAGAAGGCAGAAAUGGAUGAAAAGCUUCGAACUCAGAAGGAAGAGUAUGUCUCCCAGCAAGAGGAGGUCGCAAACGCAAUCAAGGCCAACUAUGAGAAGGUCCUCAGCACAGAGCGCACGCUCAAGACUCAGGCAGUGAACAAGCUGGCAGAGAUCAUGAACAGGAAGGAUAUGAAGCUGGACACCAAGAAGAAGGGCAGCACAACUGACCUGCGGAAGAAGGAGAAGGAGAACCGCAAGCUGCAACUAGAGCUCAAUCAGGAGAAGGACAAGUUCAACCACAUGGCCAUCAAGUACCAGAAGGAACUCAGUGAGAUGCAGGCGCAACUGUCAGAAGAGUGCACAUACCGCAAUGAGCUGCAGAUGCAGCUGGACAGCAAGGAGAGCGACAUCGAGCAGCUCAGGGAGAAGCUCAACGAUUUGCAGCUGCGCAUGGACAACUCCAGCGUCACCAGCCUGCAGACGGAUGAAACCGACAGCAACAUUGCUGAAUCCAGACUGGAAGGGUGGCUGUCCAUUCCUAAUAAACCUAAUAUCAAACGAUAUGGCUGGAAGAAGCAGUAUGUGGUGGUUAGCAGCAAGAAGAUUCUGUUUUACAACGACGAACAGGACAAAGAACAGUCCAACCCCUCCAUGGUACUAGAUAUCGACAAACUGUUCCACGUGCGUCCGGUCACCCAGGGUGAUGUGUACCGUGCUGAGACCGAGGAGAUCCCCAGGAUAUUCCAGAUCCUGUAUGCCAACGAGGGGGAGUGCAGGAAGGAGGCAGACAUGGAGACAGUCUCGCAGGGGGACAAGACCAACUGUCUGCCCCAUAAAGGUCACGAGUUCAUCCCCACGCUCUACCACUUCCCCUCCAACUGCGAGGCCUGCGCAAAGCCCCUAUGGCACGUCUUUAAGCCCCCACCUGCCCUGGAGUGCCGCCGCUGUCACGUCAAGUGCCACAAGGACCAUCUGGACAAGAAGGAAGAUGUCAUCGCCCCCUGCAAAGUAAACUACGAUGUGACUUCUGCCCGGGACAUGCUGUUGCUCGCGCUAUCCCAAGACGAGCAAAAGAAAUGGAUCGGCCACCUGGGCAAGAAGAUUCCCAAAACACCUCCCUCCUCUUUCAUGAGGGCGUCGCCCCGCACCCUGUCCACACGCUCUGUAGCCAACCAGUCCUUCCGCAAGAACCCGAAAAGCAUUACGGGCAAGCCAAGGUCGCAGUCUCAUUCUGCUACCACAGCCUCCAGCCUCCAAGCAGCAGACACAACAUCCAGCACUUGUUGACAACAACUCCUCCACACCAUAUUAUCAGAAGUUCUAACUUUUUAGUUAUCUCCUUACUGUUUUGGCCUGACUUUUUGUUAUUAACUGACUGUGUUGGUGUAUCUAACAACAGUGGAACUGUCUUACAUUUUGGUUCUUUUUGGUCUGACUUGGGGAAUUCUUUCCGUCUAAUUUGACACUUAACUGUUGUGGGUUGGUUUCGUUGACUAACUUUUAGCCCUAUGGAACUUUUCCUGUAGCAGGUGUCGCAUAUAUGGGUUGUUGCAUUUUCCUCUAUCAAGUAUGAUGCCAGAGACCAUUAAAAGCAUAUUGGAGAUGCAGUUGCUAUGUCUUAAAUGUUUUCUGUCGGGAGUACUAACUAACUGUGAAUUUACUUGCACUCUUUUACUGGACACCUGUUUUCUGUUCUUUCUUCCAGCUAACCAUCUGAACCAUUGGAUUCUGUUGGGACUUAUUCUUUCCUCCUUUAUUCUCACAUAAAAAAGGAGUCCCUAUUUUAUAUAAAUCAUUUGAACCAAUCUGACCAGCGCUGGAAAUUGGGACAAUUAUCUGACCCAAGGCCAGAGGGACACUGAGAAGACCUGCUCUUCCCCUCACACUCUCCUAUCCUCCCCUCUCAACCUGGGUCCUCAGCUAAGACUCCAUCACCCAGGCACCACAUACUUGCAACUAUGAAUUUCUUCCUGAAGGCGGCGUGGCUCAUCUUUUCAAAACUCGGGUCCUGAAUGGGGAAGAGAGAGGCUCAUGCCAUGCCGUUGGUAGUACAUAUUUCAGUCAUCAGUCAUGGGAAAAUCUUUCCUUUUUUUUUUUUUGAACUGGGGGUUUUGCUGGGAGUCUUGCAUGUAAACACGGUCAACACUGAGGUACUGUUGUAGGAUUGGCUAAACUCUGUAUUAAAUGGGUACAUCUUGGGGAUACAGAAAUGGGAUUCUUUUCUUUCCAUGUCUGUGAAAACAGAUACUCUAUCAGUAAUUGUUUUUCCAUCUAAAACGACUAUGAUGCCUUUGACUGAUGGACUCUGCUGGCCUUCAUUCUCCUAUCCCUUAUUACUCUGCACGUCAGUUAUAUCAGGGGUCAGUUGGGACGGAGUAUGUAUUGGGAACUGAGUAUUAAAUGUUUUUGAGUGAGGAGCAUGCAAGAUCAUCAUUUAAAUCUAUGCAUUAUUAUUUUUAUUAUUAAUUAUUGUUAUUUCUCCAAGCCAUAAGGAAAUUCCAUUGUAAUGGCGUAUAGGAGACCUAAAAACGUAAUCGAUUUGUUUUUGUUCAUUGGGUACAUUUUCUGUAAUAUUUUUUUUUGCUUGUAUUGUUUUUAUUUGUAAUGUAUUGCCUUACAUUGACUCAUAGUUAAAUGGUUCAAAAGGAAAACAUUAAGUUAACAAAUGUAAAACUGCACUGUUGAAUUGUAAAUUAUUUGUAGAAGACUAAACAGGUGUAGCAUUUGGCCCACCUAGUGCCUUAACGUUCAGAUAAUGAUCUUACUGCCAUAUCUGUUUGUGUUCUCCAAAAACAAGACAAAUCUUAACUCUUCCAUCAUUAUUUUUUUAUCUACCAUAUUGUGGUUUUAUCAGAACGUUCUCUGUCUGGUUUAUAUCAAUUGCCUCAUGAGAGUAAUGUGUUAUUGCAAUAGUGUAAUGUGUCAACACACAAGUUCCCCGAGUCUGGUGUGUAUCUCAUAACAGUAUCUGGACUGUGUACCUUGACGAAGGCUUGUUAAAGAUUUAGUUAUAAUAAUAUUAAUAUGGUAG
This is a messenger RNA of Esox lucius (northern pike), 6654 nucleotides long. RefSeq names its product Rho-associated, coiled-coil containing protein kinase 1 (gene rock1). Gene Ontology annotation, biological process: mitotic cytokinesis; regulation of cell junction assembly; peptidyl-threonine phosphorylation. Gene Ontology annotation, cellular component: cytoplasm; cytoskeleton. Lineage: Eukaryota; Metazoa; Chordata; Actinopteri; Esociformes; Esocidae. The coding region runs from base 753 to 4910 and encodes 1385 amino acids. The transcript is spliced from 33 exons. Gene Ontology annotation, molecular function: small GTPase binding; Rho-dependent protein serine/threonine kinase activity; ATP binding. The record is from RefSeq and is a predicted model, not a curated record.